This is a messenger RNA of Cutaneotrichosporon oleaginosum, 810 nucleotides long. RefSeq lists its product as uncharacterized. Gene Ontology annotation, biological process: respiratory electron transport chain. Gene Ontology annotation, cellular component: mitochondrion. NCBI's taxonomy places the organism in Eukaryota, Fungi, Basidiomycota, Tremellomycetes, Trichosporonales, Trichosporonaceae. The record is from RefSeq and is a predicted model, not a curated record.
CCUCACUCCGCCACUCUCAUCAUCCCCCACCCCCUCCUCGCCAUCAGCUCCUCCUCGCCUCCAUCUCUUCUCUCUUCGCCCUCAUCUUGUCUCCGCCCUUGCCUUUGACUACGCUCACAAGUGACUGCACGGGACGCCUGUGCUUUUCUUCCUUCCAUCCCACCAACCCCCCAUACCUAAUCCGCUACCAUGUCCCUCCGCGCCGCCCUCCGCUACUUCGCCACGCGCAACGCCGGCGCAUCCUCCCUCCGCGCUGCAUCGACGGCUGCCGCUGCCGCCCCAACCCCUCCCACUGAAGCCGAGGAGCUCCCAUCAAUGGAGUCGAUGCGCACCAAGGCGCGCCGCGUAUACAAGGAGCUCCACCGUCUCGGCCGUGACUACCCCGACCCCGAGUACAACUUCAACAUGCGCCUCCGCCGCGCAUUCGAGAAAAACGCCAACAUUACCGACCCCGUCAAGCUCAAGCAGCAGCUCGACCUCGCCGAGCACAUCAAGAAGGAGAUUCUCGCAAUGUACUCGAUCCGCAAGUACCGCCAUCUGCGCCGGGCGUACCACCCGAACGAGGCGCCGCGCGAGUUCCACGAGGAUUUCGCGCUGCCCGACGACAAGCGGGCGUGAUCGCCCGCGACCAGACGCUCUGAACUCGAGCACGCUGAGCCGGCAGAGCCGCUCAGCCCUGCGCGCCGACGCGCGCCCGUCUGAUCUCCAGAUCUAACUGUACCGUACCAUGCCACGAAUAGAUAACGCAGCCAGAACGACUCGGUAAUCCGUAACAUUGAUCUAUAUCUGGUAUACAUGCGGGGUAUGGCG